This is a messenger RNA of Durusdinium trenchii, 1116 nucleotides long. Lineage: Eukaryota; Dinophyceae; Suessiales; Symbiodiniaceae. The record is from the annotation of a GenBank genome assembly.
AUGCCAUUCAAAGACCGAGAUGGCAAUGAUUUGGCGACCUGCUCGGUGGAGGAUGUUUACAAGGUGUGGAAGGAAGAGGCCAGCGUACGGAUGGUAGCUGUGCGGGCAGACCGGCUUUUCGAACCCUCAGCAGCCAAAACCCCUACUGAUCAGCCACGUGGGAUUCGGAUGAACAUCCGGGAUACUGUGCACAACAUGUAUGUGUUGAAACCGCUGUUGGAGAGAAUGGUGGAGCACACUCAUCAUCCUGUCCCCUAUGUCAAAGACUUGGCCCGGGAGAUCAAGCUCUUCAGAUCCAAGAUGAAUCUCAUCCCGCAGAAGGACAAGGUGAAGCUUGAUGCCUGGACAGCAAAAUCUAUGCUGAGCUUUGUGAAGAUGAAAACUCACAAGAACCUGGGAUCUCAUGACUUGCAUUUCCUGAGUCUUCAGCGCAUAUUGGAUCCAACCAUCCAGCCCUACAACCAAUGGAGCCCGGAUGGUGCUGAGUCAGAAGGGGAUGGGGAGUCGGGAUGUGAUGGCGAUGGGCUGGUCUACGAUCCUCAGGAUUACGAACAGGAUUCCGAUGUGGAUGAAUGGUUUGACAACUUCCUCAAGAGUUCUUCGAAUUUGGGCUCUGAGGCAGAUGCCCCAAAGGCUUUGCCAGACAAGGUCGAACCGGAUGAAUGCACGCGUCCUGUUGCCCGGCCACUUCAGCGGAGCAUGACAACAGGUCCAUCCAGUGGAUCAGAUGUGCUUAUGAUUGAGGAAUCCCCUGUCAAGGUUGAGGUGCUGGGCGAGGAUGACAAGAAUCCAUCAAACGACACGAAGGCCAAGAAGGUAGAGCAGAUCGCGCAACUCCGAGAGCACCUUAAGACUUUGGAGCUUCAAAUGGCCAAAGCCGCGUCAUGCCAUGCUGUCAUCGCUGCAGAUUUGAAGAGCUCUUCAACUUCAUCGGUUCUCGUCGAUGAAUCGCUCCCAUAUGGUCAAGAUUCAGAUCCCACUAUUCCCAUGGAUCUGUCCUCUGGUGUAACAGCAUCGGUAGAGGGGAUGAUUGCGAGGGGCGAACAAGCGGAUGCUGCUCAACUCCCUGAAGUCGAGACAAAGGAUCAGGAGGUCAGGGAGAAGGGUACAACAUAG